Messenger RNA from Somion occarium, 1877 nucleotides. The record is from the annotation of a GenBank genome assembly. Lineage: Eukaryota; Fungi; Basidiomycota; Agaricomycetes; Polyporales; Cerrenaceae.
GUUCUGUUACCACAUCCAUCCGCACUGCGACGUUGACCACUAUGGCACAAGUUGCGCGUCCUCAACCGCCUCAAGUUCGCGAAAUUAUCGAUGUGGACCUGCUUGACGACGACGAACUUGCUGCUGCCACGAAUUUUCGUCGUCAACGGAGACGCCUGUCUCCGGACAUUCAAUCUCACAGUAAUGCAGGUCCCAGUCGGGCCCAGGAGCCUAUCAUUAUUCUGGAUAGUGACGAUGAGGUAGAUGUUGUAUCCCCACCUUUUGUAUCCCCCUCUCGGAGGCGUCGAGGUCAAGGUCUUCGAUCACCACCUCCUGCUCCCAGGCCUGUAUCUCCAAUACCUCCAGUCCCUCCUUUGCGGGCUCGUCGCCCGUUUCCUCGUACUCGAAACCAUAUGAACCGGUUUCAGCAAGCACCGCCAGUAAUCAUCCCAAACGAAGAUCCGUUUGCUUUUGAAGCCAACUUAGAACUACCACGCCGGAACCCAUCCCCUCCUCCGCCACCCAUACCCCCACCUCGUGCUGCGGCACCUUCUCAUCACCAGCCCUCGAUGGGUCUCGGCGGUGCAUUUCUGGCGCUCGCCCGUCAGGAUGCAGCAGAAGACCAGCGGCGUCAACAGCAACAGCCCGCAAAUCGUUCGCGUGUUUGGGGGAAUAUCACCGGACUAUUAGCAAAUGCACUUGGUCUCGGAACCAACCCACGGGAUUUGCUUAACAUUGAACCCUUAUACCCUCGCUUGAUACCUGGUGAAGUAAAUUGGCCGGAAUGGCCUUUUGGCAAUAUAGAUCCAAACCCAUUGGACUUCUACCAUCUAGAUAGGCCACCGAAGACUACUGAAGCAAUGUGGAAAGCAUCUUGGACGCAUCCAGGCAAACGACGGUCUGGAUUUUCUUCUGACUUCGCUUCUCACGACUUCGCAUCCACGUCUGCGUCUGGUACAUCGACGCCGGAUGCUAUUAUUAUCUUGGAUGAUGAUGAAGAGGGCUUGGUUGGUGGCAUGUCUUUCGGCACAGCUGCCCCCUCACAAACUACUAGCGCUCUUGUUUGUGCAAGGUGUAUGCAGCCUCUUGUCCUCGACAGCGGAGGCUCUAGUGCUAUUACAGAGGAGGAAAAGAAGUUGUUUCGAGUCUGGGGUCUCCGUUGCGGCCACAUGCUGGAUGGCAGGUGCAUUCACACCCUCAUGCGACCGUCUAUUGCUUCCGUUGUGACGGGAAAGAGGAAGGCCGGCGAAAUACAUGUCGCUGUCGGUCCCACGGCGGAUGUCGCUACUCCUGGAAAAGGCAAAGGUCGUGCAUCUCGUGAUGUAAAGGGCAAAGGCAAAGCCGUUCCCAUCGACGAUGACCACUUCACACAUCUAGUAUCAGAUGCUAUGGCCGAGCCGGAUUCCUCCAUCCGAUCUCGUCUUCGUUCUCGUCAUAAUCAGCCAUCCGCGACUGACUCCCGUCCUACACGUCCUCUACCAUCUCGUGGAUCAGCGACCACCAAAGUGAAGGGUAAAGGUCGAUCACGCAAGCCCACGUUAUUAGGAGACUAUGAGUGGAUGUGCCCAGUGACUGGCUGUGGACGUAUUCAUCGCAGCGUAAAAAUGAGCGAUGCAGAUGAAACUCUUUUGGAUGGUUGGAGCAUGGAUGCUGAACGAGGCGCUAUAGCGUUAUUCGUCUAAUUGUAUCUAUGACUGGUAAUUUUAUGUAGAUGAUUGUUUGCUGCAUUGUUGCACUUGGCUUUCUGUCUGCUUUCACUGUACACUAACCCAAUGUUGAGCAUACCCAUGUAUUCCACGAAUCUGAUUCCAAUCAUCCUGCGUUUCGGGCUUUUGUGGCGUCCACGAAUACUACGCUUUCCUUUUUAGUGCAACAAUGUCAAGGUACGCGGUUUUUUU